UCGCCCCGCCACAACCCAACCCUCUUCCUCUGGUCAAGAAUCAGCGGUAGAAGAAGCGAAGGAUUUGGAAUGGUGGAGCCUUGCCGUGUUUCUUUUCAACAUGGUCGUUUAGCAACAAGAAAGGCAGAAGAAGCUGCCUGCAGACGAUUCGAAGCCGCCAACUGGCUUGAGACAAUGGCCGGACCUCUCGGAUUGCCUCCACAACCCUCCGAGCAAGAAUUUAUCUCUUGCCUGAGGAAUGGUCUUAUACUCUGCAACACCAUCAACAAGAUCCGGCUGGGCGCCGUUCCAAAGGUUGUCGCUAAUCCAUCGAUUGGCACCGCAUGGGACAUCCAACAAUUAUCUGCUUAUCAGUACUUCGAAAACGUACGCAAUUUCCUCGUUGCUGUUGAGGAGCUGAAGCUUCCAAGCUUCGAGGCUUCAGAUCUUGAAAGGGAUACCCUGGAUGCCAGAUCAGUGGCGAAAAUUGUUGAUUGCAUUCUUGCCUUAAAAUCUUAUCAUGAAUGGAGGCAGUGUAAUGGAGGGGAUGGGCUUUUGAAGCAUGCUCCAAUUGUUCCACAAUCUGCUGGAAGGAUGCAGUCAAACACCGUCUCAUCGAGCUCAGUCUCCUGUAGACAUUUAGACAUGUUGACCACCUCUGAGAAACAACAACCCUUGAAGAAUGAGAAUCAAAAAAGUGAAGAUGCAAUGGAUUCACUUGUGAGAGUUCUAUCUAAGCAUAUGUUCAAUUCAAAGGAGAACAGUGAUCAAUACCUUCUAAAAUCAUGGAAUCAGGGAGGAAAGGAUCCAAUCAAGCUAUUCAUUAAAAUCAUGUCAAGCAGUCUGGAAGAGCCACAGUUGAAAUCAAUUCUUGAAGAUCUCAUGUUGGAAGGGGCUAUGCCGAUCAAUGAUCCAACAACAAGUCGAGAUCACAAGCAUUAUAAAUUGUGCUUGGGGAAAAGUGAUUGCUAUCAUUGGGAUCUCUUGGAAGCACAAGAAAACAAACUGAGGGAGCUCAGGACUUUGCUAUUGAACAUCAGGGUUGAAUUCACAACUUUGCAGACCCAAUUACAAAAUGAUUUUGUACAACUAGGAAUCCAGAUUCAAGGGAUAUCUGCUGCUGCUCAUGGGUAUCAUCAAGCUGUCAAAGAAAACCGGCAUCUUUAUAACAUUCUUCAAGAAUUAAGAGGAAAUAUCCGAGUAUUUUGCAGGAUCAGGCCAAUGUUCAAUGAGGAAGCGAAAUGUACCAUAGACUACAUUGGAAGUGAUGGUUCAUUAAUGGUUAUUGAUCCAGCUAAACCACAAAAUGCAGGCAAAAUAUUUCAGUUUAACAAAGUUUUUGGCCCAACUGCUACACAGGAUGAAGUAUACAGGGACACCCAAGAUCUAAUAAGAUCUGUCAUGGAUGGCUAUAAUGUAUGCAUACUUGCCUAUGGUCAAACAGGAUCUGGUAAAACGCAUACCAUGUGUGGCCCGUUAAACAGAUCAAAUAAGGACACAGGAAUCAAUUACAUGGCGCUGAAUGAUGUAUUUCAAAUAUCCAGUAUCAGGAAGGAUGUAACAUAUGAGAUUUGCGUUCAGAUGGUUGUAAUUUAUAAUGAGCAAGUUCAUGACCUUCUACAAAUCUUUGGUUCUCUUACUGGGCUGUUAAUUUUUAACUACAAGAGUACAUUAGAAAUUAGGAGUUGUUCGAGCAAUGGGGGGCUGAGCCUUCCAGAUGCUAGCAUGCACCUUGUGCAGUCUAGUGCUGAUGUUCUUGAUCUGAUGAAAUUGGGCGAGAAGAAUCGUGCAUUUUUCUCAACAGCAAUGAACCACAGAAGCAGCCGCUCUCACAGCGUGUUGACAGUACAUGUGCAUGGUAAAGACAUUUUAGACAGCACUACUUGUAGUUGCCUGCAUUUGGUGGACCUUGCUGGCAGUGAGAGGAUGGAUAAAUCUGAAACCACAGGAGACCGACUGAAUGAGGCACAGCAUAUCAACAAAUCUCUUUCCUGUUUGGAAGAUGUCAUUACAGCCUUAGCUCAGAAGAAUCCUCACAUUCCAUAUGGAACUAGCAAGCUCACCCAAUUGCUACAAAACUCACUAGGUGGAAAUGCAAAGAUGUUAAUGUUUGCUCAUGUGAGCCCAGAAGCUGAUUCUUACAGGGAAACAAUCAAUACGCUGAAAUUUGCCCAAAGGGCUUCCACUGUGGAACUUGGUGCUGCUCAUUUGAACAAAGAAAGCAGUGAGAUCAGGGAACUUAAAGAACAGAGAGAUAGUCUCAAGAUGGCAUUGGCAAUCAAGGAAGAUGAGAAGGCCAUGUCUUCACAAAAAAUGAAAGAAAAUGCUCCAAACUUGGACAGAUUGAAACAAAUCACAGGGCGUAACCAUCCACGUCCACGAAGGUUGAGCAUUGAGAAUCCUACUGCUCUGAAGAAUGGAACAGUGAACAACCCAGAUGAAACAAAGUUGCUGAAGUCCCCUAAAUCAGGACUUAAACUUCCUACAGACUAUGCCCCAAUUUAUAACCGGAGGUUGAGCUCAGACAGUUCCAUGCGUGAAGAGAAAAAGCAAGAAUUUAAAACUGCAGUUUCACAAAUUUAUUCAAAAUUCUCUGAAGAAGAGUCACUUAAAGAGAACAUACUUUGGCGUCAACUGGAAAUUCAAGACUCUGCAGAUGCAAAAGCAAGCUUGGAUAAUGAGAAGUGUUGCAGCAUUGUUGCUACAGAGGCCUUCCAUCAAUGCUCUCCUGGUACUUGCACUUCUUCUUGUUGCAGUCAGCUGCCAAAGAUGGAGAGCAGAUCUCAAAUGCAUCUCCAUCAGAAAACCUCGGAUCCUGCAGUAAAAUUGGAUGAGCUGAGCAGAUCUCGAAUACAUGUCCAUCAGAAAACCUCUGAUCCAGCAGCAAAAUUGGAUGAGAUAGUGACAACUUCAGAUGAGAUUAGUUUUGUUACAAAAUCUCAGACAAGGAGCUCCAAUAUUAAUGCUAGCAGAAGAGGAUCUCAUAUGAGGAAAUCUCCACAGGGCACUGGAAAAUUUGUUCAUGGCUCCGAAAGAAGGAGCAUCCAGUAUCCCUCAGAAACAUCUUCAAAAUUUGCUAAAAGCAACAGUAUUGACGUGAAGUCACCAAUUACUGCUGAUGCCAGGUCAAAAAGGAGGCAAUCAUUUCCCAAUGUUCAGAGGAAUUUGAAUGUUCCACGGAGAUCUUCGCUUGGUGGGAUAUCAGUGAAUUCAUCUUCAAGUGAUACCCAAAGUGCAAGAACUCAAUCAAUACAGUCCUCUAUGAAGGCCAAAAAAAGAUGGUUAUGAAUCUAAUGCUGCUGAAAAGAUAAUAAAGAUUGCGAGGAGCAAGGAAAAAUAAAUGAAUAAAGGAUGAAAGAAUAAAGCUCAAAGCACAGUUGCAAGUUAUCAAUAAAUUUAAUUAUAAUUAUAAAGUUUGAGUUAUGUAGUUUUGAAUAUUCAAAUAUUGAAUUUAGAUAUUUUGCUUCUCUUUGUGUAGCAAAUAGAAUUGAACUAACAUUAUUAUUCUAUAUAUUUUUUAUAAAAUAUUUUUUUUAUUC
Messenger RNA from Phoenix dactylifera (date palm), 3518 nucleotides. The record is from RefSeq and is a predicted model, not a curated record. NCBI's taxonomy places the organism in Eukaryota, Viridiplantae, Streptophyta, Magnoliopsida, Arecales, Arecaceae.